AUGAGAUAUCUUGCGCUGGUCAGCGGUGGAAAGGAUAGUGUACAUGCCAUGCAUUGCCUUCAGCGCUUGGGACACCAUGUUGUAGGACUGCUGCACAUGAGAUGUGAGAAUGGAUACCAGGAUUCUUAUAUGUAUCAAACCGUUGGGUCUGAAGUAGCCAACCUACUUGGAGAGUGUCUGCGCGUUCCUGUCUUUAUAUGCCGAACAAGGUGCAGAAGUAUAAACCAGAGUCUACAGUAUGAUAGGGAGGAGGGAGACGAGGUUGAAGACCUUUAUGCGGCCAUCGCCCACGUCAAAGAAAAAAUAUGCUUUGAAGGUGUCUCAUCUGGAGCGAUUUUAUCCAGAUACCAAAAGAAUAGAGUUGAAAAUGUGUGUAACAGGUUAUCUCUCGAGUGCUUGUCUCCGCUUUGGGGGAUGGACCAGGAGAGUCUGCUUACUGAAAUGAUACUCAGCGGAAUGGAUGCAAGGAUAGUGAAGGUGGCAUCACCCCUUCUGGGGAGGGAAUGUAUAAACAUGAGCUUGGAUGAGGUCUAUGAGCGGUUGAAGACAUCGCCGAGUUCUGAGAUCAACUUUUGCGGAGAAGGAGGGGAGUAUGAGACGGUUGUUCUUGAUUGUCCCAUGUUCGAGAAAAGGAUCAGCAUAGACGAAUACGAGGCUUCUCCGCAUCCUGAAGAAGUGGGAAGAGAGGGGUGUGUGUUCCACAUGAGGAUUCUGAAGCUGAGCCUGGUUGAAAAGCAUGUCUAG
Encephalitozoon cuniculi GB-M1 is the source of this 744-nucleotide messenger RNA. RefSeq names its product diphthine--ammonia ligase. The record is from RefSeq and is marked provisional. Gene Ontology annotation, molecular function: diphthine-ammonia ligase activity. Gene Ontology annotation, biological process: protein histidyl modification to diphthamide. The transcript has a single exon. NCBI's taxonomy places the organism in Eukaryota, Fungi, Microsporidia, Unikaryonidae. The coding region runs from base 1 to 744 and encodes 247 amino acids.